This is a messenger RNA of Cryphonectria parasitica EP155, 393 nucleotides long. RefSeq lists its product as uncharacterized. The annotation marks the transcript as partial. The transcript is spliced from 2 exons. The record is from RefSeq and is a predicted model, not a curated record. Lineage: Eukaryota; Fungi; Ascomycota; Sordariomycetes; Diaporthales; Cryphonectriaceae.
UUUGAAAUUAUACUUUAUUCUUUCUAUAUCUCGAAGGAAUUGGAGUAUAAGAUGAUAGAAGAUAUCAAAAGAUAUUCCUGUUAUAUUCGCUGGAAUUGUUUCUGCAAUGGUUCCGGUAUUUCAGUAAAUGCUUUAUCUCGUAUUAUUACCAAGCUUAAUUGUUUAGAUCGGAAGAAGUUGGAUGCAGAGGAAGUUCUUCUCAAGCUUCAGUCUAAAUUAAGCAAAGCAACAGCUUGUUUGGUGCAUUUGCGAAAACAGAAACGUUUCCUGCAUAAUUGUAGCGCGAAGAUGGUUAGUCAGGAUCUACAUUCUCUGAAUGAGCUGGAGGAGAAGAAGCGUUGGGAGGAGGAUGCUUGGCAUGCUGCUAAAUCUGAAGCUGUAAUUGAAGCUUAG